This is a messenger RNA of Loa loa (African eye worm), 297 nucleotides long. RefSeq lists its product as hypothetical. Lineage: Eukaryota; Metazoa; Nematoda; Chromadorea; Rhabditida; Onchocercidae. Bases 1 to 297 code for a protein of 98 amino acids. The transcript has 2 exons. The record is from RefSeq and is a predicted model, not a curated record.
AUGUCACAUGCAAGUGGGUUGCAGUUGAAAGUGAAGCAAAAAAUAUUUCGUCAAAGUGUUUUGUAUCUAAUUUUUCACGACAAAACCGCCAUCGUUGUUCACGUAGAAGAAACUAUGCAGCGUUUAACAUCUUCCUUUGCUGAAGUUGUAAAGAUUUUUGCGCUGGCAAUCAUCCUGAAGGAGGUCGAGCUUACACUUCUAUAUCAACCUGAAUCACAGCAUGACUAUCAUCAUUCUCACAUUACCGCAGGCCGAUUCAUGACAUCGGAUGCUAAAAUCGAGAAAGAAAGAGAUUAG